CAUUUGGACCUUCCUAAGAGGGAAGACGCGUCCCCAGCAGGCGGGACGGGCAGACGCCCCGGGUUGUGCACUGCUGCCUUCUCCACAUUUACCUAAACGAUAAGGGAGCAAAAGUGAAAUUGAUAUAACACUCUUAGUCAUUUUCAGUACUAAAGGUCUCUCCAGCCAGGGCACCUGUCCCAGCCGUCUGCUGUGUACAACGCACACGUUGGGUUCAUUCGAGCGCGUCCCUAUAUUCCUGAGGAAUCAUUCCCUUCGCUGGAUCCGCUCCAGCUCAGCCUCGCCCCAUGCUUGAACCCUGUCUACAGAGGUCACUGAAUAGGGGCGCCAGCCGGGUGACACGACGGGACUCAUUUUUCAAGGCGGAAGAAUACUAAAGUACCAAGAAUGACAACUUUUAUAAGAAGAGGAAAGUCCCCUCCACUUUGGACCCAUUGGGGCUUUCUUCUUUUCCAGCAAAACUUUUCCAUGGCCAUGCAAAAAAUCUUUGCCCGGGAAAUCCUGGACUCCAGGGGCAACCCCACGGUGGAGGUGGACCUGCACACAGCCAAGGGUCGAUUCCGAGCAGCUGUGCCCAGUGGAGCUUCCACGGGUAUCUAUGAAGCACUGGAACUCCGAGAUGGAGACAAAGCAAGAUACCUGGGGAAAGGAGUGCUGAAGGCUGUGGAGCACAUCAACAAGACUCUAGGUCCUGCUCUGCUGGAAAAGAAACUAAGUGUUGUGGAUCAAGAAAAAGUUGACAAGUUUAUGAUUGAGCUGGACGGGACCGAGAAUAAGUCCAAGUUUGGGGCCAACGCCAUCCUGGGUGUGUCCCUGGCCGUCUGCAAGGCUGGAGCAGCUGAGAAAGGGGUCCCUCUCUACAGACACAUCGCAGAUCUUGCAGGGAAUCCCGACCUCGUACUCCCUGUGCCUGCCUUCAAUGUGAUCAAUGGCGGCUCUCAUGCUGGGAACAAGCUGGCCAUGCAGGAGUUCAUGAUCCUGCCGGUGGGAGCCAGCUCUUUCAAGGAAGCCAUGCGCAUCGGCGCUGAGGUCUACCACCACCUCAAGGGGGUCAUCAAGGCCAAGUAUGGGAAGGACGCCACCAAUGUGGGGGACGAGGGUGGCUUUGCACCCAACAUCCUGGAGAACAAUGAGGCCCUGGAGCUGCUAAAGACAGCCAUCCAGGCAGCCGGUUACCCAGACAAGGUGGUGAUCGGCAUGGAUGUAGCGGCCUCUGAAUUCUACCGCAACGGCAAGUAUGAUCUGGACUUCAAGUCACCCGAUGAUCCUGCCAGGCACAUCAGUGGGGAGAAGCUUGGGGAGCUGUACAAGAACUUCAUCAAGAACUAUCCCGUGGUCUCCAUUGAAGACCCCUUUGACCAGGAUGACUGGACCACAUGGACCUCAUUCCUCUCUGGGGUGGACAUCCAGAUUGUGGGAGAUGACCUCACGGUCACCAACCCUAAGAGGAUCGCUCAGGCCGUGGAGAAGAAGGCCUGCAAUUGCCUGCUCCUGAAGGUCAACCAGAUCGGCUCCGUGACAGAGUCCAUCCAGGCCUGUAAACUGGCACAGUCUAAUGGCUGGGGAGUGAUGGUGAGCCACCGCUCUGGGGAGACCGAAGACACUUUCAUUGCUGACCUUGUGGUGGGACUCUGCACAGGACAGAUCAAGACUGGUGCCCCCUGCCGUUCAGAGCGUCUGGCAAAAUACAACCAGCUUAUGAGGAUUGAGGAGGCCCUUGGGGACAAAGCUGUCUUUGCUGGACGAAAGUUCCGUAAUCCAAAGGCCAAAUGAGAAGCUGGAGACUCCAGGAUUUCACAGGAAAGACACAGGCCUUCAAGCCCUUCUCUCAGAAAUAAACACUGCCAAACAAGA
Messenger RNA from Mus pahari (shrew mouse), 1854 nucleotides. It is a transcript of the gene Eno3, whose product is annotated as enolase 3. Gene Ontology annotation, cellular component: phosphopyruvate hydratase complex. NCBI's taxonomy places the organism in Eukaryota, Metazoa, Chordata, Mammalia, Rodentia, Muridae. The record is from RefSeq and is a predicted model, not a curated record. Bases 388 to 1773 code for a protein of 461 amino acids. The transcript has 12 exons. Gene Ontology annotation, molecular function: magnesium ion binding; phosphopyruvate hydratase activity. Gene Ontology annotation, biological process: glycolytic process.